AUGAAAAAAAUACUCUUUCCACCGUACAUAAAUAGACAUGCCAUUACAGAAGCUGUUUGGGAGGAGGCUCUCAAUAUAUGGAACGCCAAUCUUUCCUUGCUACUCAAAUUACUGGAUAGCGAGUUCGCCAACCAAAUACUAGAAAAUGAAUCUUUAAAGUCAUUUUUAGUGACAUUUUUAAAGACACGGGCCGGUUUUCACGAAUUAGGUGCUGUUAUUGAUAACCAGACGAUAUCAGAAGACGAAGUUGCGCUCGAGAGAAAGGUUAUGCUUGUAAUGUUACGCUUGACUCAACCUCGAAUUUUGGUGCACUCUACGACAGAAGAAACGAGUUUGGCUGCUGCAUUGUAUCAGAGCAAGUUUCUUUCAGUACCGUUACUUUUGGAUUUCUUGGUGAUCUAUGCAAAGUCGAAUUAUACCCAUACACAACGAAUGUUUAAUAAUGCAGUUGAAUUGGCACCGGCUUUGCUCCUUGAUUUUGAAAACUUUUCCGGUGUCAUACUUGAUCAUCUCAAAUCAUUAAAUCAGAGAAUUGAAAGCUUUAAAAUUUCUGUUGGGAGCGCCGCGAACAAUGGCGCUAUGAAUAAUGACGUUGAUCUUCGGACAUAUUUUAUGCAUACAAUUGACGUUGCUAUAUCUUUAGAUUGCCUAUUUUCCGUUUCGAAACCAGUUACAAAUAUUUUCACAAAUCAUCAAGGAAACGACGAAAAUCAAAGCAUUCUGAUGACAAUUAAGCAACUCUACGAGUCCACAAUCCCAGCUAUUUCUGAUCUACUAGACCCAGAGAAUUCAUCGAAAGAGAUCAUGAGAGCGAUAAAUAUAUUAAAACACGCGUUGGUAUCAUUAACAUACCGUACUUUUGACACAUCUUAUUUCAGUCCUUUAGGAUUCACUGCUGAAAUUGGGAAUUCUUUGUUAUUUAUUGCUUCUGAUGAUAAUGAAAAAUUGAUCGAUCAGGAGAAGAUAAAAGAGACCCUUGAUCGCAUGAGUGAUGUUUUAUUCUGGUUAUCUGAACAAUCAAUGUUAGAGAAACCUGUGCUUGCUUUUGUGGAUGCACCGUUACUUUUGGAUUUGGAAAUUGAAUUUAAUUUGAAAAUGAUGCGUGAUAUGGUCCAAGAAACUCCGCCUAAGCAGAAAAGAUCAGAUCGUAUCAAAACCAGUAGAUUGCUUGCAAUGACAAAUGAAGAAUUGAAGGAAAUAAUAAAAACAUCAUCCGCACAAUCAGAUAUUAAGGCAGAGAAAUCAAUUGAUGAAGUGCAACGCGAAUCUUUGAUUUCCCAAGUCAAGGAUGUGUUUCCUGAUCUUGGUGACGGAUUUAUAGAGCAAUGUCUAAUUGCGUUGAAUGAAAAUCCAGAGACCGUGAUUAAUCAUUUAUUGGAGAAUACUCUCCCAGGCGAGCUUGCUAAAUUGGAUCGUUCCUUACCAAG
Messenger RNA from Ambispora leptoticha, 1427 nucleotides. Lineage: Eukaryota; Fungi; Glomeromycota; Glomeromycetes; Archaeosporales; Ambisporaceae. The record is from the annotation of a GenBank genome assembly.